CAUGACAACUCCCUCCCUCCCAGCGAUCCCAGCAAGUGGCUUCUCUCUGUUGAUAAGCACCGGACGAGUCAACUUCUGCUAUUAUAAGCUCUAGACCUGAUCAUCAAAGAAGAAAAUGCCUCUUGACCCCAGUCAACUUACGGACAGGAUGAUGAGAGGCUGAAUAUCUUUAACUCGGCAGCGGACGGACUUCUGUGCCCGGCUUUCUCUUGCGCGCACCUCGACGCAUCAUUGGACGGCUUUCCAUUGAACAUCGCCGAUGGAGACUGAAAUACCCCCAAAGAAAAGAAGCAAGGCGGAAGAAGGUCUCAUGAUGCCCCGAUGUACAGGCGGUAAAUGAUCCUAUCUAGAUAAUCAUAAACCCUGAAACUUCAGGAUUCUAUGUGUCGAAAGUCGACGAGGCUAGAGUUAACUCGAUCCCACUCGUCGUGGAAAGCGUCGCAGUUCUCAUUCUGUGCUUUUCUUUUUCAAUGGGACUCUCUAAGUCUAUUCGACUCGGGUAGCCUGGGAAAGGCACUAGAGUCUAGUGUGUGUGUGUGUUCUCGAUGGUGACGGGAAAAUAUAUUUUAGGCUCCAAGGACCGAGUCAAGAUGAAGCAAGGAAGGAAGUAUUCUACCUGGUGCAUUGAAUAGAAUUGAAUUGAAUUCUCGUCAUGGCAACUCCCCACCAGAUUCACUUUUUGUUUGGACAUGAUUUCGGAUCCAAGAAGUUGGAAGAUGGGUUGGGUUGAGUUGGGUUGGCUUCGUAUAUAAAGACUUGAAAUACAUACAACAAAGAUAACUGGACACUGCGGUAGAUGCCUGAAGUCCUGGACUUUUUCCUCGUCUAUGUAAUGACUGUGUCAAAGGCAUAACACCUUUAACAUGUAAUGAUGGAUGAGGGGUUGCUUGGAUCACACAUUCUUGGGCACCUUUGCUGUGAAUUGCAUCUUUCAUGACUGCAGAUCGUCUGACAGUUUAUCCGAGUAGUAACUCUC
Molecule: messenger RNA, 976 nt
Organism: Marchantia polymorpha subsp. ruderalis
Lineage: Eukaryota; Viridiplantae; Streptophyta; Marchantiopsida; Marchantiales; Marchantiaceae
Source: the annotation of a GenBank genome assembly